CCAAGGGAGACGACACAGCUCGACAGACUGUAUCUCCCUCUGCCACGGGCCCCGGGGCGCUGCGAUUUCACACUCGGCAGCCCCUUUGCUGCUGCGCCAUGCGGGAGCUGGGCUCUCACUCCCACUCCGCCAUGUCCUCAUCAGGAAAAGGUGCCUCUUCCUCCUCCUGCCUCUCCUCGCAGUGCUUCGACCUCCUGACCAGGUCCUGUGUCAAGUGCUCCGACUUGUUUAAGGACAACACAACAGAGCCCAGCCACACAGCGCCCACCUCCGCCCUGGCACCCACCCUCCCCUCGGUGGACCUGCCCCGCACCCUCCUGAUCUUCGGGGUCCCAGCAGUGGUGGGGUUCAUCCUGACUCUGGCUGCCCUCUGGGGCUUCCUGGCCUGCAAGGUGGGGAAAUGGAGGAGGAAGAGGAAGGCAGUGGACAAGGAGGCCGAAGAAAACAUGGACAUCACCAGCCCCCUGCCCAGCCUGGGCUGCCAGGACCCUGUCGUGCUGGAGGGAGAUGCCACCCUGACCCCAGUCCCAUGCCCACAUCUCAAUGGAGGUCUGAAGAUGCCAGGGCCACCUGGUAAAGCUGGGGCAAAGCGGAGGCCGUGUUGCCGGGGUGAUGCCGACGGUGACAUCGUCCUGCUUUCCACUGUGUACACCCAGCACGAUGAGCGCAACCAUGGCUUCCCACUGCCUGCCACUGAGCUGGGGUCCACAGCCCUGGUCACCACCAAAACCACCCAGAACUGUGCUGGAGAGGAGAGAGCCUGAGGGUGGGGGGAGCCGGGCUGGAGGACUCCGGCUGCUCCCUGCAGACACCCAGAGCUUGACCCCCAGGCAGGCGAAGCCUUGCACAGAUGUGAGCUGUCUGAGGACCGGGUUUUGCCUCGAGCAAGAUCAGCCUUCUGAGAGGACUGCCCUUUUCCACUUUCCUGUUUGUGCCAAGUCCCAAGUUACCUCUGUAAGCACUGGAAGAAGCCAAAGCGGAUCACAGUGAGUUAUGCCGAACUGCUGACAGCUGCCAUGGCCGUACUGUUGGGAGGAGGCAGAGGAGAUGCGGACAGUGAGGACGGACCAUGUCGGGGGCUGCUGUGCCAUUUGCAAGGCUGCCAUUGUGCCAGGAUGGGUCUUCUGCUGGAUGGGUGAUUGCUGGGAACAUGUGGCUGAAAUAGUAGAGAGAGAGGAAAGGAAGAUGGAGAGGGAAGCAGGGAGUUACAUUAGGACCAAAUCCUACACCGCUGCCAUUAGCUUGAUUUUUGCUACUGACCUCAAUAAAAGGAGGCUUGGGGCCAUACGGAGCAAGGCCCAUCCAGCAUCUGCUCCAUUCACAGUAUUGCCCCACUUGCCCCCCCUCUCCCACCAUAAUGUCCAGGUCUCUCCUCCCUCUGUGUGCUCUCAUACAGUGGCAGGCAUCCACCAGCAGUGCUCAUGGGGAUCCCCUCUGCAGCUGGGUACCCCCGGGGUGAGAAACAAGCUCCCAAGGAGGGAGCAAGGGAGGGAACAGGGGAAAAAGAUCUGUCUUUUGCUCUGAGCUACGAUCACUGAAGUCAGGGAGGACCAGAGGCAGGCAAUAGAAACUGCUGCUCUAGAGGAGCUCCAAGAGCUUGUCAUUACCGCCCCAGACAACUGUCACUUCAGCUCACUGUGGCUGCAGAAAUACUAUGUGUCACUUGGGAUGGAUGUUUCCUCACCAGGCAAAACCAGGAAUGAUACAAGCAUAGGCAGGAUGACUUAAUUUAUGUGAGAGUCUUCAAGGCUUUGCCUGUGUACCAGAGCUGGCUGGCAUUGCUGGUCCAAGGCAUAUUUCUGUAAUGGUCUUGUUCACUGGCCCACAAGUGGCUUUACUGAGUGGGAAGGGCUCUACUUCGGAAAUGAACUCAUUAGUGUAGGAUUGCUGUUCCCAAGUAAUUACAGCAGCUGAUCCCCCUAGCUGAACAGAGCCAGGCCAAUGGAUUGAGUGAGAAACCCUGGUGGCCCUGGAGCGGGUGGUUAGGCAAUUAGAAGUGCGUUGGGGGAAGGUAUUUGCAUGAAGCGCCAUGUCAGCAGCAGCCCAGGUCUGGUUUUCCUUCGGUGAGGCGGCUUCCUCGCCUGAGAGGCUUUGGGGACUGAGCAGAGGUGGCCAAGCAGGGUGUGGGAGCACUGCUGCCAAGUGCCAAUGGGCCACCCAGGGCCACAGCUCACGGUAGGGUCACCUGGUGGCACUUUGCAGAGGGGAUGUCCCCCUGAUGGUGACCCCCUACACAAGCCUGAACUCUCUUUUGGGGCUGCAGGACGAGGCACUACUAUUGAAGGGUGACUCUUCCUCUUCUCCCCUGCCUGUAGCACUGGAGCCAGAUUCAUGACAUCCAUCCCAUAAGGACGACCACAGGCACUGUCACAGGUGCCAAGGCCCAUAUUCCUCAUCACAACUCCUUUCCCAGGCCUAAGCAGGCUGGCAGAGGUGAGCCUUCAUCCGGCUGAGGAUGUCCCAGGAUGGGGUGGGUCCCUGUCUCAGCCUUGGAUGGUGGAGGGGUUGGUCCAUGUGCCCAGUGACUGUCUCCUGGGGUUCCAGGCAUGUGUCAUUCACUAGCAGGGGCUGUGAAGGCUCCAGUGCUGAGCUGCCAGUUAUCCACAGCAGCCAUGCUGGCCAUCGCAGGAGGAGUAUCCCUGCAGCACGAAUCAGGCAUCUCCUCAUCCCCAUGCUCACCCAGCCCUGUGAAGUGACUUCGAGCAAUCUUUGUGCAUCCAGACUGGGGAAAUGAGCUAAAGCCAGGCCAAGAGACGUUUUGGCACUGGAAGGACUGCUCAUGGGACGCAGAGCAACCUCCUUCAUGAGAGACAAGGAUGAGAGGGAAAUGGAGCAGGAUUGUCAGGGGCAUCUCCUGCUUCCCGCCUGGUGACUGCUGCAGCUCAGCUCUGUGGAUGCGCUGCCCACCCCAGCUGGUGUGGCAAUUUGUAAAAGAAACUCCCAUACAAAUCCUGAUGAAAAAGCUCCUCCUGCUGCCCAGGUAAGGGCUUCUGCUCUCAUUUCUGCUAGAGCUUCAGCCAGGUGUCUCCUCUAUGGGUUGCUGCCAGCAUCUGCAGUUUGCAGAAGAGGCAUUUCCAUCCACAUUGGAUUCCUCAGCCAGCAAGUGCCCCUCGGAUCUCUUCUCUGUUAUAUGGCACGUGGGGUGUCUUCCCUGCAUCCUGCCUGCCCAGCUGCUAGCCAUGGUGGGGCAGUGCUCCCCUCCUGCCCAGCCUGCCUGCCUGGACCUGGGAGAUUUGCAACCCCUGCUGUAUCUGCUUCUCCAUCCUUAUGUACAGGACAGAGGGCUGUCUGUUUUGUCUGCAUGGAGAGCAGAAGGGACAGAGGUGAAAAAUAUGGUUGUAAAAAUUAAAGAAUAAAGUGAAUCCAUUGCCAA
Molecule: messenger RNA, 3373 nt
Organism: Falco peregrinus (peregrine falcon)
Lineage: Eukaryota; Metazoa; Chordata; Aves; Falconiformes; Falconidae
Gene: TNFRSF13C
Product: TNF receptor superfamily member 13C
Exons: 3
Coding region: 99-764 (221 amino acids)
Biological process (GO): tumor necrosis factor-mediated signaling pathway; T cell costimulation; positive regulation of B cell proliferation
Cellular component (GO): external side of plasma membrane
Molecular function (GO): signaling receptor activity
Source: RefSeq, a predicted model, not a curated record